AUGGCCGUUAUUAUUGUAGUAUUGCCGAAACAUCUGACACUAAAAUCCUUCGACAAGAAAGAGACAAUUGCCAAAAAAGGAACCGCCGCUCAGAAAGUGAAGAAAUUCAUAGAAAUUGUAAAAAAUUCUGACCAUUUUUCUGUUCAUAACGUCUUUAUUUUUUUUACCUUUUCGCCUUUCUUUGUCUUUCUUUAUUUCUUUCCGUCUUUCUUUUUUCUUUCUUUCUUUGUUUAUUAUUCUUUAUUUAUUUUCUUUCUAUCUUUGUUUCUUUAUAUCUUUCUUUUUCUUUAUUUCUGUUUGUCUUUUUUCUUUCUUUCUUUCUUUCUUUCAUUCAUUCUUUAUUUUUCUUUCUUUGUUUCGUUCUUUUUUCUUUCCUUUUUCUUUCUUUUUCGUUCUUUAUUUCUUUCCGUCUUUCUUCUUUUCUAUCUUUCUUCCUACCUUUUUUCUUUCAUUCUUUCUUAA
Messenger RNA from Acanthosepion pharaonis, 462 nucleotides. NCBI's taxonomy places the organism in Eukaryota, Metazoa, Mollusca, Cephalopoda, Sepiida, Sepiidae. The record is from the annotation of a GenBank genome assembly.